GGAAUAUCGUGUCAUAAAUAGAAUUCGAUCAUUAACAACUUGAUUGGUUAGCUUUUGCUUUGAAGGCAUAGCCAUGGGUACAUUCUUCUUCACAAGACAGAUUAACAUGUCUUCUAUAUUGCUGCUUCUUGGUGUAUUCUCCUCCAUAAGACUCCAAUUUACAGGUGCACAGCAAAUAGGAGUGUGUUACGGUGCAAAUGGGAACAACCUCCCAAGCAAACAAGAUGUGGUGAACUUGUACAAAUCCAAUAGAAUAGGCAAAAUGCGUAUAUACGAUCCUAAUGAAGCCAUCCUCCAAGCCCUAAGAGGAACGAACAUUGAAGUCAUUCUUGGUGUUCCUAAUGAUAGCCUUCAAUCUCUCACAAACGCUGGUGCUGCCACAAAUUGGGUUAACAAGUACGUGAAACCCUACUCAAAUGUCAAGUUCAAGUACAUCGCUGUCGGGAAUGAAGUCCAUCCAGGUGACUCCAGAGCAUCCUCCGUCCUUCCUGCCAUGCGGAACAUUCAGAGUGCGAUUUCUGCGGCAAACUUACAAGGCCAAAUCAAGGUGUCCACAGCCAUAGAUAGCACACUAAUUCAAAACUCUUACCCUCCCAAUAAUGGAGCUUUCACUGGUCCUGCAAGUGGCUUCAUAAAGCCAAUCAUCACCUUCCUAUCUAAUAAUGGAGCUCCACUUCUUGCUAACAUAUAUCCCUAUUUCUCAUACACUGGCAACACACAAAGCAUUUCUCUUGCUUAUGCAUUGUUCACUCAACAAGGAAAAAACGGCGCUGGGUAUCAGAACCUGUUUGAUGCUUUGUUGGAUUCUAUGUAUGCUGCUUUGGAGAAGAUCGGAGCAUCGAAUAUAAAGAUUGUUGUGUCUGAAAGUGGGUGGCCUUCUGCAGGUGGAACUGGAGCUACUGUUGGUAAUGCAGGAACUUACUAUAAGAAUUUGAUUAAUCAUGUCAAAGGUGGGACUCCCAAGAGGCCUAAUGGACCAAUUGAGACUUACUUGUUUGCCAUGUUUGAUGAAAACUUGAAGCAAGGUGCAGAAACUGAGAGGCAUUUUGGUCUCUUUAAUCCUAACAAAUCACCCAAAUACCAACUCACCUUCAGUUGAGACUUGGUUUUAUGUAACAUCUAUGUAACUUAAAUAAGGGUGCCAUGAGCUUGUUUACAUGGGUGUACUAAAUAUUAUUAUUGAAUAAGUACAUGUCAUGAAUAAAUAGUCGCAAGCCUCGAGAUCAGCAGAUAGAGUGAUCCUUGGUAUUUAGGACUAGAAUCAUUCAUAAUAUCAACAAUAACGUCUGAAAAACACAGUUGAAGAGAGACUUAAUUCAAUUUGGACAUUUGAUGUCACCUUUUGAUGA
Molecule: messenger RNA, 1349 nt
Organism: Prosopis cineraria
Lineage: Eukaryota; Viridiplantae; Streptophyta; Magnoliopsida; Fabales; Fabaceae
Product: glucan endo-1,3-beta-glucosidase-like
Exons: 2
Coding region: 74-1099 (341 amino acids)
Biological process (GO): carbohydrate metabolic process
Cellular component (GO): plasma membrane
Molecular function (GO): hydrolase activity, hydrolyzing O-glycosyl compounds
Source: RefSeq, a predicted model, not a curated record